Molecule: messenger RNA, 453 nt
Organism: Gilbertella persicaria
Lineage: Eukaryota; Fungi; Mucoromycota; Mucoromycetes; Mucorales; Choanephoraceae
Exons: 2
Coding region: 69-362 (97 amino acids)
Source: RefSeq, a predicted model, not a curated record
CCUUUUUUCUUAUUAUUUUUUUUUCUGCUGUGCUUUUUUGUCUUUUUCUUUUUAUUGUUGCUUCCAUUAUGUACUGUAUGCGUUAUUUUGUUCCAUUACUUUUAUUACCAUUUCCUGAUGCGCCACCUAUUUUUGUUAUUUUGUUUCUAAUUUCAUUCUUUUUACAUCAAAAACCAUGUAUCUAUUGUACCUUGUUAUUGAUCGCCUUAUUUUCUUCCACUUGUUAUUGGGGACAAGGAAGAUGUUGGAUUGAUUUACAGCAACCACAUUUAUUCGAAGUACGUCCAGAUUCAAAUGCAACGUUUGGACAAGGUGAAGGCUGGUGGAAUUGGAAAAUCACUUUACCUAUAGGCACUUUUUAGAUUUUAUAUAUAUACCAAAAAAAAAAAAAAGGGAAAGGAGAAAGAGGGGAUAUUAUGCGACCACACGUGUUUUUAUAUAUAUAUAUAAAUA